AGUAGCCGCCGCCGCGCCGAGCCUCGCCCGACAUCGCGGCUGACAUUGCGUGGACAUGCCCGGUAGACCGACACGGACGUUCUUUCCCACAGACCACGCACCAACCAGUCGAACUUCGUCAAGAAGCACUCGACGUUACCCGGCUCGAAGACUAUCGAAUUGUUAUUGGAAGUGGAAGGAACCCUCAUUCCUCGCAUUUCGUGGAAGUGGCGGCCCAAAAACUUCGGCAGCUUUGCAGUGGAUGCUUGGGCGGAGAUCAACAUGCCGCCCCCCCCGAACAGCCAUCGACGACCCUCGAAGAGACUGGCUGUGGGGCGGCGUAGGGGUACCAUUCCCACUUAUCAGGUUAUCUUCUCUCAGGGUUGAAAUUCAGGACAAGAUCUUAACCUGGCUGACCUCAACAGACGAUUGGUGGGCCGUAACGGGUACCUGUCCUACUCUAGGGACCCUUCGCACCGCUCGAAGCUUAAUGCCAACCUCGGAUCCCUCCCGUCGCCCAUCCCCGAUGCGACACCCUUGCGCACGUCGGAAACGACGUCGACAUGGUUUGACCGGAACAGGCUGCGCGUGGCCACCGGACAUCCCGCUCUUCUCGUGGAGUAUGAUCCGGACACCAAUGUCGGGAUGAUAUUCCUAGCCACCAGCAAGCAAAACAUUCGCAUCACCGUUUCCUCCCUCUCCCCCAUCCGAACAACCAGGCGACGGAUGCCCUGCCGACCCUCCCGC
Molecule: messenger RNA, 726 nt
Organism: Fimicolochytrium jonesii
Lineage: Eukaryota; Fungi; Chytridiomycota; Chytridiomycetes; Spizellomycetales; Powellomycetaceae
Exons: 1
Coding region: 56-628 (190 amino acids)
Source: RefSeq, a predicted model, not a curated record